Molecule: messenger RNA, 2541 nt
Organism: Haliotis rubra (blacklip abalone)
Lineage: Eukaryota; Metazoa; Mollusca; Gastropoda; Lepetellida; Haliotidae
Exons: 11
Coding region: 70-2256 (728 amino acids)
Source: RefSeq, a predicted model, not a curated record
UGCAGAUAAUGCUGAGAAGCGGAUUGAUAUUGACGGGUAUCGCCAGCAGUGACUUCAUCAGCGUAUAACAUGAAGCUUUUGGGCAGCCUCGCAUUGUUAACCAUCUACCUUUGCUCGCAGGCAGAAAGUCUCAUCUCUACUGGUCGAGGACUACUACUUAUCGACAAAGCCAUCUGUUACGGCAAGGACAACACAAAUGGAGCUUGUAACCAGAGAGGAAGCUGUGUUGCACCAAACAAGUGUUCCUGUCACACUGGGUAUACUGGAUCACAAUGUGAAAAAUGUCUUGAUGCUAGGGGAGAUCCUGACUAUUCCAUCUGGUGGCAGGUUACGAGCCAUCCGGACUGCGCUUUGACGUGUUCGUGGAAGAACCAGUGGUGUUGGCCUGGGGACUGCCCUGAUAUAAGAUUGAGGACGUCCUGCAAAUGUCGGAACGGGUUCAUUAAGCAAGAUGCAGGAGCCAGCUACACAAAGUGUGAUCUUGCUGAGAAGCCCCAACUGCUAACGUGCCAUCUUGGGAUGACCGAUGAACAUCACAACGUGAGAAACUCCACACAUGGCUCUCACCCUGGAUGUGAAUAUGAAUCCGAUACAUAUGUCAACUUGAAUCCCACAUCUGUACACCUUAUUUUGAGCGCCAAGUUAGACAAUCUUGACAUCAGAAACCCCCCAAACUACAUCUACGAGCAAGGAUACGGAAUAAUAUAUUCAAAGGCGACCCUGUCGAAGGUUUCUAUUACAGGACUUGAAACUAGCUUAUCCACAGUUAUAUUGUCCGGCGGAAGUGACUGCUCAAAAGCGCUUGGGAACACUUCACCAUCUUCUUCCUUGACAUGUUCACGGACUAUAACAGUACCUACAGACAUGUAUGAUGGAGAAAGGUUGUGUGUACUGUUUUCGGCUACUGGAGGGGCAUUCUUUAGGUAUCAAGAUUUUGACAGACACCAUAUUGGAACCCAGGUUACGUCUCAACAAACGUCCACCAAACAUGUCUGUUUCCGGUAUGAUAUGGGUCAACCUGUCCACUGCUCCAAGCUGAGAACGGGACAUUGUUCAUCACAGCCACUGGAACUAACAACCCGCAUAACACGUUCAGGUUUGAUCCAUGUCAAAACCUCUGGUUGGACAGACCCAGUACCACACGGUGGAAAGGCUGAUGCAGUUUCUGGCUUGAAAUCCAUUAGAAUAAUGAUUCUCAGCACUGUAGAUAAUGGAAAUAUGAUUGAUGUUCUACAUGCGCCACUUAAAGGUCUGGAUCUAACGUAUAACACGUUUACUUUGGAUAAAUCUAUUCGCCUCCCAGACAAACCUGGCCUCUAUGCUGUCAUCUUGGAGGUUCACGACAAGGCUGGAAACAUCCAAUCAGUCAGACGUUUUGUGUUGUAUGACAAAUCAUCCAAACUGAUGGCAAUGCCAUCAAAACCCCUUCAGGUCGUGUCCGCAACACAGAAAUCUAACUAUCAAUGGCAGACAAACCUUGGAUCAGUGUGCAUUGACUGGAAAGGCCGUUACUACAAUAAUGAAAUGAGGGUCAAUAAUCCUUUGAGUCCAGUUCGUCCCCAGGUUGGAGUGGAAACCGACUAUGACCAAACUACUGGAGUCCUUAAUAUCUACGGGACUCCUAAUGUUGAUGGCAUCGUUGAGGCAAAGUAUUCUGUCUCUGUCAACCAGGGAGCUAAAUCACACUGGACACUGGUUCCUCACUUCACCCAUCAGUCUGUUUGUAUCACACCAAAACUGCUUGAUGGUCAGACGUAUGAUAUUUCUGUUGAGAUGAAAGACUUUCUUAACAACUCAAUGGAGGAAUCGGUACGUGUCCACAUUGACUCUACUGUUCCUGAUAUAUCCAACUUGUGGCUCGUUAAAGAUGGAAACAAGCAGGUGUACGUCCACGACAGCCUCGACCUUUCUACCAUGGUGCUCCACUUUGAUGUCAGUGACCCUCACAGUGGUAUCGAAUCCCUGGAGUGGUAUCUUGGCAUCAAAGACUCAACAGAAGACCUUGGCCAUGGUGUGUUGGCGGUAGAGAAGAUGAAUGGCCAGGCGUGUGCAUCAUACUUCGACUGCUACUGUCCUUCUGUUGGUGAAUGCCAGUUUCAUAACCACACUGUCAAGAUGGAUAGUCUGCUGCCCAACAAGAUCGAUCCUUCUCUAAACAACAAGGCCGUCUACUUCACAGUCACUGCAACGAAUGGAGCAAAGAUGAGCAGCUCCGACCACCUUGAUAUCCUUGUCGAGGCAUCUGCCCAUGUCUAAUGAUGAUGUUCUUAUUAAACUGAAACUGAAAACUAAUUAGCAUAUAUCCACUUACAGCUUACUGAUUACACAUUUACACUGAAUAAAGGUAAUACAAACCUUUAAAGUUUUCCUCCCUAUGUUGAAAUUUUUUAAACAUGUUUGUACAUGAACGAUGCGAUGAAAGGACAUGAUAUCUGUUCCUCGAUGCAGCUUGGUGUGGAAUUGGCAAUGGUCGAAUUAUAUUCCUGAAAAUGUAGAAUUCUGUUAUGAAACGUUUUAAAUAAAUGAAAUAUGACAACGUUA